This is a messenger RNA of Penaeus monodon (black tiger shrimp), 4154 nucleotides long. RefSeq names its product proline-rich extensin-like protein EPR1. The transcript has 4 exons. Gene Ontology annotation, molecular function: DNA-binding transcription factor activity, RNA polymerase II-specific; RNA polymerase II cis-regulatory region sequence-specific DNA binding. The coding region runs from base 279 to 1631 and encodes 450 amino acids. Gene Ontology annotation, biological process: sex differentiation; regulation of transcription by RNA polymerase II. Lineage: Eukaryota; Metazoa; Arthropoda; Malacostraca; Decapoda; Penaeidae. Gene Ontology annotation, cellular component: nucleus. The record is from RefSeq and is a predicted model, not a curated record.
UGCGCUUUUGUACAACAUGCAGCACUCUAUUAUGUCUAACAUAGUGCUAACCUUGCAUUUAUUACACUAGGGAUGUAACGAACAGUGAGUAUCGCCUUACACAUUCCUUUUUUUCUCUUUUUGCAGAUGACCCUCCUAGCGAGGGCAAGGCCAAGCGACGCCAGCACUGUACCAUCUGCAAGAAUCACAACAAGGUGUCCCCCAAGAAUCGUCACAAGUGUCCCUUCACCAACUGCGAGUGCACGCUGUGCCAGCUGACCCGCAAGAGCCAGAGGGUCAUGUGCCAUCAGCAACGGCUCUGGCGCUUCCAGAAAAUGGUUAAGAAGAGCGACGGCACCGAAGGGGCGGCGCCUGAGGGCGGCAAUUGCGGAGCUCCGGCUCCUGGCAGCAGGGCGCCCGGGACGCCUAAAGGGCAUCUCACGGAGGAGAUUCCUCCCUCAAGUGACAGCGGGAACACGGAUGGACUCAGCAAACGGCAGGUGUGCGACAAAUGCAGGAACCACGACAUCUGGGUGCGGAAGCGCGGCCACAAAGGCAACUGCCCAUAUGAGAAAUGCAGCUGCCCGUACUGCUCCUUCACCGCGACGCGACAGAAAUUGAUGAAGCAUCAGCAGCGUGUGCGACGGGCUCAGGUCACCAGUCAGCCAGGGAGCAGUCCUCAGGAAUUCGUUUUAAGGCCAGCAGGACGCUCAGGUGCCACUAUUGACGAAAUCGAAUCACCCGACACACAGCUAGACAAUCCUAGAGAGUCCCCGCCUCAAGUCGGGGAGGGAAAGGAUCAGAAUGCAUCAGAAUCCUUCCCCAAGAUUACCUCCCCGCCAGCUCCGCCUCCCGACCCUGCUUCGUCACCCGCUCCCGUCGCCGAACCAACUCACACACAAUGUUGGUUGGAGCCGUACAAAGAGAGUCCUGCACAACCUUCCAUUCCACGAGAAAUCCCGGAGACGCGAUCGUCCGCCUUCCAUUCUCCCGGGUAUGAGACCUCACCCAUCUACACUCCAGCACCCACAGCCCACACACCUGUUAACCCUCUCAUAAAGCCAGACUGUAGCUUCGACCUGACUAGAUGCUAUGAAUCCACCGAUACCCCCAAGACUUUCGCGACGCCGCCUCAGAACGCGGCUCUGCGCUGCCCCUUGCCAGCCCAGGACUUCUCCACCUCUGUCAUGUCCUCCAUGAAGCCAAAGUUCGGCGUCGAACCUGACGACUUUCAGCUGCGUAACUGGACUGAACCUAUCGAUAACCAGUUGGCCAAGACUCCACUUGGCAUCCCACCUCCGUGCGUGUCUCUGCCCUUACCUCAACCACCUCCUCCGCUCAGUUCCUCGGCUUCCAUCAGACCCCUGCCACCCAUCCGACCCCAGCCGCCUAUCCGACCUCAGCCCAUUCCAGCCCCGAGGCUUUCCCAUGUCCAUCCACACAUGGGCUGGAGUUCCGUGAGUCUACCUUACAUUGCUUCAGCUCUCCUCCAGACCCACCACGGGAGCGCUCCUGGCCUCCACCUCGCCCGCCCUGCUCACCUAACCGCUCCCGCCUCGUCGCUGGCGGCGUGGUGGUGCCCCCCGCGUCUGUGUGACCACCGAGAAGCCAUGAUGAACGGCGGGGGGGGUGGCGCGCCCUCCUCCAUCUAAGUGAAACCUCCAGAGUUGUGAAUACAAACACAAUGUGAUAUUGACAUAGCACUGCAGUACUUUAAACUUGAACUUCAGUAACUCUGUGGUAAUAAGCCAAGGCAAACGUUUUCUUAUCUUUAUUUUGCCAGCUUUUCGUUUAAGUGCAAAUCCUUAUUCGAGUUGAUAUGCCAGAGACAUCCGAAACUUAACUAAGUUAACUGACCGACAUUACCAAGAUGACGGACGGAAUUCUGUGAACAGCAAGCUAAUGAUGCUUCAGCCAAAUAUCACAAUUCUCUUUUGUAUGUAUGGUGACCAUGAAAUGGAACUGGUUCCCGGUGGAGGGCAGCCGACCGAGCACCAGCCGCGGAGAACCAGGUUUAUUCCAUGGUGAACACCGAACUAUGCUGAUGUGCUUUUAUCCCUUUCAGUUAUUUUGAAAUGCAUGGAUAAAAUAGUGAAGACGGUAUUAACAAAAGAGAUGAUAAUGCACAGAAAAGUGACAAUGACUGGCAAAUUAAUGAUAAGUGAAAUCUGCUAAACUGGUCGUAAAAAAUCUAUAAGAGAAAUUUGCAACAACUACAAAAUCUCAAGAUUAGAAUAAUGGAUGGAUGGAAACCCAAUUCUCAUAACGAUGAAGAAGAAUAACGAUUACUGAUAAUAAGUAUAAUGAUACUACCAAAUCUAUACCCCCCCUGACAGUGCCAAAGAUGGAACACUAAGGACUAAGUCAGCUGAUCUUGUUCAGCGGCGUCAUUGCAUGACUGACGAUACCAUGUACCUGUAGCAGCACGUGGUGCUCUUUUCUAACGCCGCCGUGUCAGACCAGAGGGCACACUGUAAUAUGUUUUCGAUUUGGACGAAUGAUUGCCACUGUGCCAUAGAAUAAAUGAGGCGUAUGUUGCUGCCAAGACAAAGCUCCAGGAUAAAAGGACAUUGUGACUGAGAAUGCUUUGAGGCUACGUCGUUCAUGUGAUAUUAUACAAUGCCUGUGAUAUCCUGAUGUUGUUGUGAUUAUGAGAUCCACGUUCAUGUGUUUUUUAUGAGAACAAGGUGAUGAAACUGGAUCAUGGUGAUUCGGUUCAAGUCAGUUAGAUCUGUUUUGUGACCGUAAUGUAAACUACUGUGGGAUGCAGAUGGUUUGUUUCCUCUACACCAAAGUUCUUCCCACACCACAUUACUAGAUAUUCAUCCAAGAUUGGAGAAAACUAUUAAACUUAAAAGAACUAAGCCGAACGGGUGUGUUAGAACCCAAACGUAUGAGGUUGAAAAGAUUAAUGUAAUACUGUAACAUAUUUAUUUUUUUAAGUUUGGCAAUAAGAAAAAGUCAUGUUCUGAAAUUGUGUUUCCCAUCAUGGAAUAUAUGAUUUCAUUUCACUGACACUGAUUUGAAUUUUGCAUCAUCAAAUGCUUCUUUUUGACACGCACGAAGUUCUGAUUUGAAUCUAAAUUCAUGCUUACUAUUUUAAGCAAUCUUCUUGCAGACAAACAUCGAAAAAGAUUAAUAUGUGAGUCAACCAGUCAGAAAGAACCAGUCCGUCAUACAUGUUUCAUGUAAGGCCCCAAGACAGGAUUUUCCAUCGCAAGUUCAAAAAUUCAUGGUACUUAACCCAAAUACAUCAGUAAUAUCAUCACAAGUACUAUCUGGAGUAACGAGAAUCUCAAAAUCAUGAUGGACCAAUGUUUUAUGAACAUAUCUGUUUCAUUAUGAUCUUAUUUCAGUUUGAAACAAGAAUUUCAAUAAAGCAGUAGCAGUUGACAAACAAGAACGAUCGCGAUCCGACAAACGUAGCUCCCACAGCCUGAAGCAUUAACGUUCGUGGAUAGUAUUACUGGAAGUUAUGUAACCUAAUUUGACUCGCUUUGUUUCAGCAGAGGUUACGGAUGAGUUUCGGAUCCCUUCCUUCCAGAGAAUGUAUUAAAAUAUACUUCAGAAUCCUCCGUGAUUUGCUUGGUUGCAUCAGCAGUUGCAUGACCUCAUAUUAACAGUGACCCGAAGACAAAAUUCCGUUUGUUCAUAGAAUUCAGAUUAGCAUUAGUCAUUUAGGAACAUUAAUCGUGAUUAAGUAUAUUGAAAAUGAGGCGCUCGCUUUGUGUUUUUAUGGCUGUAACUUUAGUUGUGAGAACAAGAUAAAUGACGUAAUUCUAAUAGAUUUCUGAAAGACCUAAAACGGGAAGAAAUUAGUUUAUGAUUUGUAAAGGGAAGCCUGUUAUUGCAAGAAGGGAAGAGUAAAUUAUUACAUUACCUGAUAUCUGAUAUUUUCUGUUGGAAGCCAUAAUAAAAAAGGAAAUGCAUAGACCUAAAUCUUAAAGGAAAUGUUACAGACCACAACUUCAAAGGAAGUUCAUGGGAAAAAGGCGUGUUUGAUUAUCAGCAAUGCAUUUUGUACUAUAUCAAAAGUCUCACACUUUAUUUAUUCUGAAAAUUGGGUAAAAAAAUAAAUAAAAAAGGAAAUUCUUUAUUUCAAUCACAGUUCAUAUACUACUACACAUUUUUAUAUAGCUUAAGGCAUGUACAUUAUCACCAGGUUAGACUGGUCA